AUGGCGGCGGGGGGCGGCGGCGGCGGCCGGGGGGGCAGCAGCAGCGGCGGCGGCGGGCCCAGGAUGGGGGGCAGGAUGGGGGGAGCGGCGCCCCCCGCCUCGGAGAAGCUCCCCGUCCACGUAAGUCCGGGGGGAGGAGGCCACCCCCCAAACCAGAGGAGUGGGGCCUUGAACACCCCCCCCCACACAAAAAGGACACCCCCCAAUAUGGGGUGGGGUCUCCCUGUCCCCCCUUCCUGCAAAGGGGGGGCUGAAUAGGCACAGAGACCCCCCACUCUCUGCCCUCCUGCAGCUCUUGCUAGGGAAAAGACAACCCCCCCACCCCACACACAGGAGUGGGGCCUUGAACACCCCCCCACAAAAAAGACACCCCCAAUAUGGGGUGGGGUCCCCCUUUCCUGCAAGGGGGGCUGAAUAGGCACAGAAACCCCCCCCCACUCUCUGCCCUCCUGCAGCUCUUGCUAGGGAAAAGACAACCCCCCAAACCAGAGGAGUGGGGCUUUUAACACCCCCCACGCAAAAAAGACGCCCCCCCAAUGUGGGGUGGGAGUGGGGUCUCCCUCUUGGGUGUCCCCCCUUCCUGCAAGGGGGGCUGAAUAGGCACAGAGACCCCCCCACCCUCUGCCCUCCUGCAGCUCUUGCUAGGGAAAAGACACCCCCCCCCAAAAGGAAGUCUGCAUUGUCAGGCAUUGGCAGGGAAAGACCUGGACACCAAAAUCCACCCCCCCCCAAAAAAAAGGAAAGGAAAAGGGGAAUGUUUCCUGAGCUCUCCUCCUUUGCGGGGGGGGGGGGGAGAUAAGAAUGAGUUUUUUACGCUCUCUUCUCCAUGCAGGGAGAAGUUUGCAAAUAGGUCUGGACCACCGGCACGUAGCUUGGGGUUUUUGUUUUAAUCAGGCAAUUUUGGGAUUUUAUUUGGUGGGUUUGCAGGGUCGGCUGCCCUGAGUUUCAUCAUCAUCAUCAUCUUCUUCUUUUUCUUCUUCUUCUUCCUGGAUGCAUGCCUUAGAUGAGCCCCCACCCCAUAAUAAUAAUAAUUAUUAUUAUUAAUAGCUGCAUGCCUUAUGACCCCAUCCAAUGGAGUAUACUAUGAUUAUUAUCAUUAUUGUUAUUGCUAUGAUCAAUAAUAGCUGCAUGCAUUAGACCACCCCACCCCCAUUGAGUAUCUUCUUCUUCUUCUUGGAUGCAUGCAUUAGAUGAGUGUCCCCCCCCCCCAUUGAGUAUAUUAUUAUUAAUAGCUGCAUGCCUUAGAUGACCCCAUGCAUUUGAGUAUAUUAUGGUGAUGAUUAUUAUUGUUAUGAUCAAGAAUAGCUGCAUGCAUUAGAUUAACCCCAUUGCAGACUUCCUUGCAAAAAGCCCCUUUGCUUUCUUCGCCAACCACCCCCUCCAUUUCCUUUGCGUUAUUAUAUUGUUGUAAACACCCCCAGCCUAAUACUUUCCCCCCUCUCCUGUUUUUUCUUUCCAAAUAAUAAUAAUAAUAAUAAUAAUAAUAAAAAAUAGCUGCAUGCCUUAGACCAACUCCAUUGCAGACUUCCUUGCAAAACUCCCUUUUGCUUUCCCCCCCCCCAAACAACCCCCCUUCCAUUACAUUGCUGUAUGGAAACACCCCCUCCCUAACACUCCCCCCUCUCCAGUUUUUCGUUUCCACCCCCUAAUAAUAAUAAUAAUAAUAAUUGUUAUUAUUAUAUGCCGCCCAUCUGACUGGGUUGCCGUAGCCCCUCUGGGCGGCUUCGAGCAAAUUACAAAACGUUAAAACAUCAGACGUUGAAAGCUUCCCUAAUGCACCCCAAUCCCUUUUCGGUAGGUAAACGUGUGGCUGUGUUUAUCUAACAGAGGUAGAAUCACAGAAUGAUCAAUUUGCAAGGGACCCCUGAGGGUCAUCCAGCCCAACCCCCUGCAACGCAGGAAACUUUUGCCGAACUCGGGACUCAAACCCACAACCCUUAGAUUGAGAGUCUCUUGUGAAGCCUUCGCACUCGCCUCUUUCUUUCUCCUUGCUCCCCAACCCUCUCCUGUUGCUUUGCGUUAUGGAGAAUGCAACCCUCCUUUCUUUGCCUCCCCCCAAGUUCCUUUACAUUGCUUUGCAUCCAACGUUCUACUCGAGGUAGACCCCCUGAAAUUAAUGGAACCAAGCAAGUUAUGCCCAUUAAUUUCUCUUGAGUAUGUAUUAAGUCGUUUCGGAUGCAACCCGAAUUAUGUAUAUACCCGCAUUAAAGGGCACUCAUUCGCGAAGCUUCCAGCAAAACCACUUGGAAAUUUAGCUUUCAAGUAAUAAUAAUAAAAGGGGGGAUAUCUUUAAUUAAAUAUGGCUAAAUGUUGUGUCCAUGCAUACGUGGAAUUAUUUCAAUUCAUUCCUGUAGGGAGAACUCGGUGUUUGAAACAGCUGAUGGGGACGUAUCGUGGUUGUUGCUGUUAAACAUAUACAGCAAACCUAUAAUUUAUGUGGGGAGUUGCGUUCUGGGGGGGUCAGGCCCCAAGCCGAAACGGCAAAUAGUCAGGAUGCAUUGGGGUUCAGGAGUGGCUGGGAUUGUUGAUUUUAUUCUGAUUCUGUAUUUUGUGGUUUCCUAGUCUGAUUUUAUUCUGUGAUCCUCCCCGAGACCUGUGGGAAUAAUAAUAAUAAUAAUAAUAAUAAUAAUAAUAAUAAUAUCAUCUCCCCUCCCCUGGAAACCUACCCAUUUUCCACCCCACCUUUUAAUUGUUUUGUAGUUUUGCGUUUUUAAAAUUGCGCAUAUAGCUGAAUCAUGCACAAGUCGAACGUGCGUCAGUUGCGGGAUUUAGCGUUUAAAACGUUUGGUUUACCCCCAAUCGUCUUUUUCCGUAUCGCAAACCCCCUCUGAAGGCCUGGCCCCACUUUCCUGGGAGUAAGCCCCACUGAUCUUAGUAGGACCUGCCGCAGAGUAGGCGCGGCUGCUGCCGAGCCGCAAGAACGCUGAUCCGGGUAAAUGCAUUUGCCAGAGAAGCGAUCCCGGACCGUAAAGAAUAAGAGAUUUUCAGCUUAAUGCGCAUAGAUAUAUUUCCUCCCCCCCCCCUCAAAAUGCAGAUGUAGCUGCAGAGAGCGGACCGCUUUCUCUGCCAGCUUCUUGCACGUUUGAUCUGGAUUACUUCCAGACCGAUCCUGCAAGCACUUACUCAGCAGUCUGCGGCCGCCAUAGAGGGGGCUGGCUUGGCGAGGAUUUGGGGGUGAGGAUUUGCAGCCUCGUCAGAGGGGGUCUUGGGGGGCAAGAGGCAGGUUCGGUUUGGGGCUCCCCCGGGAAGGGGGAGCUGAAGCCUAGCAGGCAGAAGGGGCUGCGUUUCGGGGUCUCCAAACACAUAAAAGGGGGCAGCCACCCCACAGCCCUGUUUGAAAGCAGAGGCUGCUCUCUCCCCGAAUCCCUGCAGGGCCUGCAAGACAGAGCUGUUGCCCCAGGCCUUUGGCCAGUCUGACCCCCUCCUUCUGCAAUCCUCAUAGCACUCUCGCCCAAUGGUUGCCAUUAAAUUGAUUCUGAAUUGAUUUGAGAAUGUAUUUCAAUUACCGUAUUUUUUCCUCUAUAAGACUCACUUUCCCCCCCCCUAAAAAGUAAAGGGGAAUGUGUGUGCGUCUUAUGGAGCGAAUGCAGGCUGCACAGCUAUCCCAGAAGCCAGAACAGCAAGAGGGAUUGCUGCUUUCACUGCGCAGCAGUUCUGUUCUGGCUUCUGAGAUUCAGAAUAAUUUCUUUCUUGUUUUCCUCCUCCAAAAACUAGGUGCGUCUUAUGGUCUGGUGCGUCUUACUGAGCGGAAAAUACGGAAAAUUGAUUGUGAUUUUAUGUAAACUGUGUUAUUUUUACUGUGGUUAGCCGCUCUGAGCCCGGCUUCGGCUGGGGAGGGCGGGAUAUAAAUCAAAUGUUAUUAUUAUUAUUAUUAUUCGGGCAUGGGUACCGGGAGACGCCGUUGGCGGCUGAACCCGCACCCAGAGCCUCUGAGCCACAGCGACCCACGGAGCCCGGUUCCUUGCCACGGGUGGGGCUGGCUGUCAGCGGGGCAGCCGCCUCUGCGCUCCCGGGCCCACGGAGGUCAGGGGCCCUCGAUGCCUUCCCCUAAAAUAAUUCUCCCGCAGGUCGAAGAUGCCCUCUCUUACCUGGACCAGGUGAAGAUCCGCUUUGGCAGCGACCCAGCCACCUACAACGGAUUCCUGGAGAUCAUGAAGGAGUUCAAAAGCCAGAGGUAACGGGUUCGGAGGGGGUCUGGGCCCCUCUCCCCAUCUUUACGCAGCCCCCCAACCCACGAAGCGCCCCGGCCGGCGGCGGAUUAAUUUUUCCCCAGUGCUACCUUGGAACGUUUUAUUUACUUUAUUUAAAUUUUUCUUUUUUACCAGCAACAAAACACAGUGAACCACGCCCCGCCCCCAGGCGGCUGAUACAUUGGGUAUACAUAAUCAAUAAUAACAUAUUCAUAAAUCCGGCGCUGGAUUUUUAAACCAAAGGGCGGAAACGAGGGGAACGGGAAUUGCACCCGAAUCGGGGGACCCGGCCUCUUCGUUGCCCAUCGAACACCCCCCAAAAUCUCCCUCCCACCCUCAUUUUGGGUCCUGCCUUGUUCCUAUCCAGGGUGGAUUGGAUUUAAAUCAAAUCGUUAGUCAGUAAGGCUCGAUUGAAAUCAUUAUUUUCUUUACAGAAAGACUUCAUUCUUGCUGGCACCGUCUUAAUAUUUACAGAUGAAGUUUUCGUUUUUGGGAUAAUCGAUUUUCAGAGUCGUUUUUACAGCUCUGUCAAAAAUGACCGAUUUGGUUGUACUAUCAGAAAUAAAUAGACAGAUAAUUAUGAAAUUACUGGGAGGUGUAAUAAGUUAACUCAGUGCUUUUUUUCCUAAAAAAAAUGUUCAGGGGUACUCUCAUUUUCCAACUAUUGAAAUACUGCCCCUCAAUGAGGCCAAACUUAGAUUCACAAAAUGUUUAGGGGUAUACGUCCCCCCCCCCAGGAAAAAAAACCCACUGAGUUAACUGUGUACAUUUGGACAACUUUUCUGCUGUACUUUAUUGGAAGGAGAAAAACAAUCAUCUCCUUAAUAGCAAUUUAGACAAUUUGUUUAACUAAAACAAUGACGUUGUAGCGUAUGUAUCCAUGUUUGCGAACUGAUGUGGCUAAACAAUUAAAAAAACAACAACGUGAAAAACUUAAAACAAAUCCUUAUUUCCUGACGAAUAGCCUUUGGACUAUAAUGUAACUUGGAAGAGAAAGCCUUUAGAAACGUUUUUCCUCCAAAAGCAUUUUAUUUUAAAAAUCUGAUUUAAAUAAAAAAAAUAAAAAUGGUUUAUUUUAUUUUUUUAAAAAACCCUUGAUUGUUGUUAUACCCCCUUGUCUUCAGCAUUGACACCCCCGGUGUCAUCCGCCGCGUCUCGCAGCUGUUCCAUGAGCACCCCGACCUCAUCAUCGGCUUCAACGCCUUCCUGCCUUUGGGCUACCGGAUCGAGAUCCCCAAGAACGGGAAACUGAGCAUCCAGGCGCCUCUGGCCGGCCAGGUUAGACCAGGGAGCAGGCUUGGGGUUUUUUUUUGACCAUAUCCACUCAUUCCUACUGGGAGAUUUAUUCCCUCCCACCCACCCCCUUUUGAAAAAGACAUUUUUUAUUCAGUUUUACACUACACAUUUGAAUUCAAGCAGCAGACUUAAUCGUCAGCAUUCCCUGGAUCUUUAGACUUCCCUCUGCCUUUCCGUGGUUAACCAUUUUCAGUCUUUUAUAAUGAUAUUAAUAAUCAUAAAUUUUAUUUAUACCCCGCCCUCCCCGGUCAGAGCCGGGCUCAGGGCGGCUAACACCAAUAAAAUCACAGUAAAAACAUAAUAGGGGGGAAAGGGGAGGGGGAAGAAAAGGAAAAAAAACCAAUUUAAAAUGCAGGUUAAGAUACAAUUUAAAAUGCAGCCUCGUUUUAAAGUAGCUGAUAAAUCAAGACCAUAAGGGGAGGGAAACAUAAGGGUCAGACCGAGUCCAAACUAAAGUCAGAAAAGGUUUGCUGACCCCUGGUCUCAGCGCAGGAUGAGGAGCAGCUGGCAGAGGAAGGGGCAGGUGGCCACAAGAGUUUCAUCAUCAUCAUCAUCAUCAUCACCAUCAUCAACUUUUAUUUAUAUCCUGCCCUCCCCAGCCAAAGUCGGGCUCAGGGUGGCGAACAUCAGACACAUAACGUUCGUAUAAAAUGAAACAAUAAUUAAAUUCACUCCGAAAAACAGGUCCAAAUCAAAUAGAAGGGACUUUGGGGUCGUCUAGCUUGCCCCCCCUCCCCGCAACACGGGAGCAAGGCAACGAGGACCACCCAGGCGGAAGGGCAGAUGCUUUCACACACAACCUAUGUUCAGCCGCCGCUGACCCCCAACUCCCUCUCUCUGCCUAGGUGUCCCUGGACCCCGUCCAAAGCCCCCUCUCGGGCUCCGGCCUCAUCCUGCACUACUGCCAGGAGAACGCCCACAACCACGGCGACUGCCCGGAGGACUUCUGCCACCAGCAGCCCCACCAGCAGCAGCAGCAACAGCAGCCCUGCAAGGACGACUGCCGGCUGCAGGUGCCUCUGGAGUCGGACUCGGUGGAGUUCAACAACGCCAUCAGCUACGUCAACAAGAUCAAGACCCGCUUCCUGGACCACCCCGAGAUCUACCGGUCUUUCCUGGAGAUCCUUCACACCUACCAGGUGAAAGGUCUCCUCUCUCCCCACGGCGUUCCGGGGUCAGGAAACAAAAAACCCAAAAUAUAACUCUGGUUGGUGUGCGUGGUGUGGGCUGUGGGUUGCCUCACCCGACCUCGAAAUAAGCUUCCACCAUUUUAUUUUAGGUUAGGUUUAGGUUUAGUUUUUAGUUUAGUGUUUAGUUUAGUGUUUAGUUUAGUGUUUAGUUUAGUGUUUAGUUUAGUGUUUAGUUUAGUGUUUAGUUUUUCAUUUCCACAGCAAACAUUACACACCAAAAGGAAAACGAAAGAUAAACUAAUCUUACAUUAGAUAUUCUUAGACGUAAGAUAGUUACAGUGGUGCCUCGCAAGACGAAAUUAAUUCGUUCUGUGAGUUUUUUCGUCUUGCGAUUUUUUCGUCUUGCGAAGCACGGUUUUAACGGUAUUAGCGGUUUUAAGAAAAAGGAAACAAACUCGCAAGACGUUUUCGUCUUGCGAAGCAAGCCCAUAGGGAAAUUCGUCUUGCGAAGCAACUCAAAAAACGAAAAACUCUUUCGUCUUGCGAGUUUUUCAUUUUGCGAGGCUUUCGUCUUGCGAGGUACCACUGUAUUACAAUAUACGUAAUGUUCAAGAAAUCAAGGGUAAACGUGUAUCGUAUGAAAGAAAUAAAAGGAGAGAGAGAAAAGAAAGAGAAGAGGGGGAAAAGAGGAAUAAAGAAAAAUGCACGACGACAAAACCGAAAAAUGAACAAAACUAAAACUACCUACCGAACAAAAAGCAAUGCUUAGUUAAUUCAAACCAGUACCAGGGUAUUCUGGUCAUAAAGCCCCAUCCCUCAAUGCUGACCUCUUUCUCCCUCCCUCUCUCACUUCUCAGAAAGAACAGCUGAGCACCAAAGGCCGCCCCUUCCGGGGCAUGUCGGAGGAGGAGGUCUUCACCGAAGUGGCCCACCUCUUCCGGGGCCAAGAGGACCUGCUCUCCGAAUUUGGCCAGUUCCUCCCCGAGGCAAAGAGGUCUCUGGUACGUGGCAGGAGGGGGGGCACCGGCGGCCGGGAAACCCCUCUGAGAACACGGGGUUUUCCUGGGAGAUGCUGUCGGGGACAGAGCCUGGGACCCCCUCCCUGCAAAGGAGCGGGGUGUCCCCCUGCUGCUGCCCCUCGUCCCUCUCUCCUUCCUCCUUCGCCUGCUCGCUGAGGCUCCCCCAUCUUUCUCCGCAGUUCACGGGGAACGGGCCCUGCAACGCCAACAACAUCUCCAAACUUGAGCAUGAGAAGCACGUGGAGCACAGUAAGAAACGUUCCAGGUCCCUGUUGCUUCGACCCGUGCCCGGCCCGGCCAAGGUAUCCGACCCGGACGCGGAGGCGGGUGGGCUGGAGGGGUGGGGGGGAGACAGAGGAGCCCGCCGGGGGCUCUGGUCGGCCGCGGGGGGUUCGACGCGUUGUUUCCGGGGGAGCCCGGCGGGUUUUGGCGGCGUCCGCUCAGGGCGGGCUCCUGAGGAGCGCCGAGCCCCGCUUGCAAAACACGGAAGCGUGCUCGUGCGAGCAGCCCACAUAUACGUGCGUGUUGUCUUCCGCCCCCCCUGCAGAAGAAGAUGAAGCUUCGGGGGACGAAGGACCUCUCGGUGGCGGCGGUGGGCAAGUACGGCAGCCUACAGGAGUUCUCCUUCUUCGACAAGGUGGGCCGUCCGGCACAGAGGCCGGGUGUGUGUGAAAUUUCAGAUUUAGAUUUCUGUGGAAAUGGUUUCCCGUUUGGUUAUGUAUUUUUUUUAUGUGGUUUAUUUAUUGUUUAUGACUUUCAUAAUUGCGCACCGUAUAUUUCGCUCUAUAAGACGCACAAGACGCACCUAGUUUUUGGAGGAGGAAAACAAGAAAGUAAAUAUUCUGAAUCUCAGAAUUCAGAACAGCAAGAGGGAUCGCUGCGCAGCGAAAGCAGCAAUCCCUCUUGCUGUUCUGGCUUCUGGGAUAGCUGCGCAGCCUGCAUUCGCUCCAUAAGACACACACACAUUUCCCCUUACUUUUUAGGAGGGGAAAAGUGUGUCUUAUAGAGCAAAAAAUAUGGUAAUUAACUUGUCAUGCUGCAAGCUGCCUUGAGCGUUGUUUUUUUAAUUGUGGAAAGGUGGCCUAGAAAUAAAAAAUGAUGAUGCUGAUGAUAAGGCAUGUGGGGGCACAGCGGAGGGCCCCUGAACCUCCAACCUGCAUAACUCUGCCAAAGGAGGGGGGGCAGACAGGCCUUUCCUCCCUGAGACCCCAGAGCAGUCGGUCAGGACGGGGGGGGGGGUCCUUUCGCAGCCCUGCCUGGAGCAAAGCAGAACCAUUUGCCAGGGACGCUCCUGUUGCGGAUCCUGCAUGGCUGGGGACAGGCCUAGGGGUCCCUCCUGCCUCUGCAAGCGGGUGCUCUAACCACUGAGCUGCCCAGCCCUGAGUUGCCCCCUCCCAUCCGCUCAGGUUCGGCGAGUCCUGAAGAGCCAGGAGGUGUACGAGAACUUCCUCCGGUGCAUCACUCUCUUCAACCAGGAGCUGGUCUCAGGCUCCGAGCUUCUCCAGCUGGUCACCCCCUUUCUGGGGUAAGUGGGGGGCUGCGUUGAGUUGGGGGGCUGCCGGAGGGUCCUCCAUCUCCCUUGGGGAAAAGGCAGGCAGGGGCUAAUCCCGGUAGCCAGGCAGAAGCAGACAGCUUCCUCUUGGUUGACUUGGUGAGGAAGGAAAUCUCUCCCAGAGUUUCCAGUUUCCUUGUCGCUUGGGUUUACGCAUAGCUUUUCACAUGGGAAAGCGACGUCUCAAAGCAAAUUUACACAGAGCCUAGGGCUUGCCGAUCAGAAGGUCGGCGGUUCGAAUCCCCGCAAUGACGGGGUGAGCUCCCGUUGCUCAGUCCCAGCUCCUGCCAACCUAGCAGUUUGAAAGCACCUCAAAGUGCAAGUAGAUAAAUAGGUCCCUGCCUUCUCUGGUUCUUCACCAAAACAUCAGCUCAGCUGCACAUAAAACACCCCAGAUUUUUGUUCUCCCUUCUCCCCCAUGCACACUUUUGACAAGUAACAAUUCUGCCCCUCAGUUAAGAAACCUUGCAUUCAUUCCUGUCCCUCAUGAGUUUCUUUAGCAGAGUCUGCAGGCAAAGCAUUGCCAGUUCGCUGCCCGUUGGCUGCGCCUUCCCCGAGUUUUCCGAUUCGAAUCCCCGCCGCACCUCCAAGGGGCCCUGCCGCUCGCAGCCCACCUUUCCCCUCCUUCCCCGCAGGAAAUUCCCGGAGCUCUUUGCUCAGUUCAAGUCGUUCCUGGGCGUGAAGGAGCUGUCCUUCGCCUCCCCAAUGGCGGACCGCUCUGGGGACGGCGUCUGCCGCGAGAUCGACUACGCCUCCUGCAAGCGCAUCGGCUCCAGCUAUCGGGCACUGCCCAAGACCUAUCAGCAGCCCAAGUGCAGCGGGAGGACGGCCAUUUGCAAAGAGGUAGGCCGCGGGCGGUCGGCAGAAGGAAGGCGGCGGCGGUGGGGCGUCUCGGCAACUCCCCUGGACUGAGGGCGCCCCCUCUCGCCCCCGCAGGUGCUGAACGACACCUGGGUCUCCUUCCCCUCCUGGUCGGAGGACUCCACCUUCGUCAGCUCCAAGAAGACUCCCUACGAGGAGCAGCUGCACCGAUGCGAGGAUGAACGCUUUGAGGUGGGUGCCCCCGGCGAUGUGGGCAGGCUCGGGGCCCCUGCUUGGGGGGCGGAGGGCCCCAGGUCCUUCCUCAAGGCUGGCUCAGUCCUGGGGGCUGUCAGGCUUCAGGGAAACCGCUUCCACUUUGGCCGUGCAUAACCUUUCAAAGCCCUAAACAGCCUUGGCCCCGUAUCCCUGAAGGAGCGUCUCCACCCGGACACCGGGGUCCAUCUCUGAAGGUCUUCUGGCGGUUCCCUCAGUGCAAGAAGUGAGGUCACAGGGUACCAGGCAGAGGGCCUUCUCGGUGGUGGCGCCCACCCUGUGGAACGCCCUCCCACCAGAUGUCAAGGAAAUAAACAACUGUCUGACAUUUAGAAGACAUCUGAAGGCAGCCCUAUUUAGGGAAGUUUUUAAUGUUUGAAGUUUUAUUCUGUUUUUAGUGUUCUGUUGGGAGCCGCCCAGAGUGGCUGGGGAAACCCAGCCAGAUGGGCAGGGUAUAAAUAUUAUUAUUCUUGUUAUUGUUAUUAUUACCACCAAAGCAAUUAUUGCCCCUUGCCAUUUUAAGAGUGUUUAAUGAUCACAGCAAAAGAACAACGCAGCCAUUCUCGAGGUGAAGGCACUCUCAAUUAAGCUUCCCUCCUACUUCCUCCAGAGUCAUGGAACAUUCUUUCCAUCUUGAGCAUGCAAAUUCUUUGCAUGCAAUAUUCCUUCCCUCUUUGAGCGUGCAAUAUUCUUUCCCUCUUUGAGCGUGCAAUAGUCUUGCUGCCGCCGCCAAAUACGUAAACAAACCAACUCUUUCGCUAUAUCCGUUUCCAUAAAACUUCCCUACAACUUUAGUUCUAAACGCAGCAUAAGGAGUCUCUAUAGUAUAUUGUAUUUUAAAAUGGGGUUUUUAGGGGGUUUUGUAUGUUUUAUGUAGUUUUUCAAUUUCAUUGUUCUGCAUGGGACAAUGACAAUAAAGAUCUCGUAUAUCGUAAAAAGAAAAUAUCCGGGUCAUGGGGAGGGGGUGUUUGACGCCACCUUGAAACACCUUUUGUUAUCUCAUUAUCCUGGGGCGUCUGGGGUCUCCACGAGGGCAGGGAGCCCCGAAGCUUGUUUUUCUCCCCGGCGCUCCUGACGGGGGGAGCCGGGUCGUGGUGUGCCCCCCCGUUUCUCACGUUGCUCGCUCUUCCCCGCCCAGCUGGACGUGGUCCUGGAGACGAACCUGGCCACGAUCCGGGUGCUGGAGAGCGUGCAGAAGAAGCUGAGCCGCAUGUCGCUGGAGGACCAGGAGAAAUUCCGCCUGGACGACUGCCUGGGGGGCACCUCCGAGGUCAUCCAGCGGCGCGCCAUCUACCGCAUCUACGGCGACAAGGCGCCUGAGAUCAUCGAGAGCCUCAAAAAGAACCCACUCUCGGCCGUCCCCAUCGUCCUCAAGAGGUGAGCCGCUCCCCUUCCAAAAACGACAGAAGCGAUAAGUCAAUAGAUCCUAUUUUUUAAAAAAGAGUGGGAAUGUUUCAGCAAUUGCUUAAGGCAGGGGUCUGCAACCUUUAAGACCCGUUUCCGAAGGGGAAAAAACUGGGAGCCGCAAAACUCGUUGUCAGGGGUUCAGGGAGAGAGGCACAGGGUAGGCAGGAGAUGGAGAGCGAGGGGGAGGAAUUCCAAGCCAGCGAGGAAGAGGAUGACAAUGACUCAAGGGAUUCCAUGAGUCUUUCCAGCGAAUCAGAGGAUUCCCAGAAGGGGGCGCCGGUGGUCAAGGCCAGGGGAGCCCCAGGGGGGACGUGUCAGGAGCAGGGUGCUAGCGGAAGAUCCCAAAGUGGCAGCUGGGCGUCAGGACCAGCCUCCCCACCAGAGUGCAGCGAAGGGGGUGGAGUUUCCAGUGUGUCAGAGGAAGCAGCUCCAGCAGCAGAGAAAGGAGGGAGGUCAGAGCAAGCCGCCCUUCCGGAAGGGGAGGGGAGUAGUGAAGGGAGUAGUGUAACUGUCAAAAGGAAAGUUAGAGGUUUGGCGCGCGCGCCUAGUUCAAAUGUAGAGGCGCGCGGAAGUGCAGGGAGCCCGGAGGAGGGGCCAGGUCCCAAAGCCCGCAGGAGGGGGGAAGAGCAGUCUGAUUCCACGUCAGAGGAAUCCAGGAGGGGCGAAACCCCAGCGGGCAGAAGGACCCUGCGGAAAAGGAAGGAGAGAAAGAGGUGGAGCAGCGCAAGUCUCUUAAAUUGGUGCAGAGGAGGAACUGACUCAGAGGGGACUUCGGCGGUCUAGCGUAAGAGACGUAAGGCUGCGCGCCUAGGAUGUCAAGCAAACCAUGAACUGCAAUAAACACUUUUGUAUAUAAGAAGACAGAGGCGUUGGUCUUUUGUGAGCUAAGACUUGAGGCAGCCUUGACACUCGUCAUUAUAAAAAUAACUUUUUUGUCACUUUUUUAUUAUUUCUUUGUUUGACCCCUCAGAAUUACUCCUCCUCAUAGAAAUAAACGUUAAAUUAACAAGUUACCUUUUUGUGUGUGUGUGUGCUUCACUCCCCUUCAAAACAGUGACCAGCGUACAUGCCCCUUACAAUGUAGCGGGCGGGCGGGAAGGUGACGUCGGGACGGUGCGUGACUAACGCACGCACCGCCCCCAUGCGACGUCACAGCCAGUACAGCGCCCGCCACAGUGGGGAGUGUCGGGGCGCACAAUGCGCCUCCUCCCCUCGCUAGUAUCCGCCCCGGAGCCGCGGCAAAGGUGUAAAAGAGCCACGUGCGGCUCCGGAUCCGCGGGUUGCAGACCCCUGGACUAAGGAAACAAGGUUCCACCUCUAAGAUUUGGUUGUGUUUGGAAUACAGUAGUACCUCAGCUUACAUACGCUUCAGGUUACAGACCCCACUAACCCAGAAAUAGUACCUCGGGUUAAGAACUUUGCUUCAGGGUGAGAACAGAAAUAGCGCAGCAACGGGAAGCCCCAUUAGCUAAAGUGGUGCUUCAGGUUAAGAACAGUUUCAGGUUAAGAACAGACCUCCGGAAUGAAUUAAGUACUUAACCCGAGGUAGCACUGUAACUCUGUAAAUAGGGAUACGUCGUUUCCGCAUACCAAGACGAGGAGAAAAUAUUAAAUACAGGGGAAUUUUUUUAGUAAGGUGAAACGAACCGUUACAAGGUAGAUGGAAGUCUACCACAUCACAAUAAAUAAAGGAUAAGAGAUUCAAUUUAUAUGUAAACGUAUAUAUGAGAAAGGCCACAAGAGCGCUGAAUCAUAUUGAAUUGGACAAUGCAGAUUGAAUCUUUCCGAUUUGAUUUUGUUCCUGUCUUUGUUCCUGUCUUUUUCUUUUGUCUUCUUUUACCUUUUUCUUUUUGCAUAUGUUGAGAUGAAAGAGUCUGAUGUUAUUCGAUCUAUAUAGAAGUUAAUCAAUGUAGGUAUUUGUCAAUUAUGUAUGUAUUUGUGUAUUUAAAAACCCGGGGGGCAAGGAGGGCGGUGGCCAGGUUGGGCUGGGCGCCCGCCUCUUCCCGCAGUCUCACCUUCACCUCCUCUCCGCCCGUCCGUCCGUCCCGCAGGCUGAAGGCGAAGGAGGAGGAGUGGCGAGAGGCCCAGCAGGGCUUCAACAAGAUCUGGCGGGAGCAGUACGAGAAGGCCUACCUCAAGUCCCUUGACCACCAGGCCGUCAACUUCAAGCAGAACGACACCAAGGCCCUGCGCUCCAAAAGCCUCCUCAACGAGAUUGAGAGUGUCUACGACGAGGUGGGUGCGGGGGCCUCUCAGGGCCACAUUCCCCCCUUGCAUGGGAAGCUUCAAGAGUCGGCAGCGGAGGCGCCUGCCGGAAUAUCCGGUGGCGGGGAGUUCCACAGGACAGGGCGUAUGAAACUAGAGGCUCAGUUUCUCGCCGUCAGACGGGGCGAUCUCAGCAACUGAGCUGGGCUGGGAGAGCUCGGGUGCCCCCUGAGUCACUCAGGGCUUUGCAAAGGGAUGGAGAGGAGAUGGCCGUGUCUUGGUCGUGGGGGGGGGGGGCAGCCAUUGCAGCUAGACUGGGGACUGGGAGUGGAGACCAUAUAACACCAGUCCUGAAAGACCUACAUUGGCUCCCAGGACGUUUCCAGGCACAAUUCAAAGUGUUGGUGCUGACCUUGAAAGCCCUAAACGGUCUCAAAGGCCCAGUAGACCUGAAGGAGCUGUCCAUGGAGGCGCAGGUCAGUUCUGUGUCCAGGACAGCUGUCUCCCAGCUCCAUCUGGUACGCAGGAUGAGACCCUCCCUGCCCGCAGACUGUCUGGCCAGAGUGGUGCAUGCUCUGGUUAUCUCCCGCUUGGACUACUGCCAUGCGCUCUCCGUGGGGCUACCUUUGAAGGUGACCCGGAAACAACAACUAACCCAGAAUGCGGCAGCAAGGCUGCGGACUGGGAGUGGAGACCAUAUAACACCGGUCCUGAAAGACCUACAUUGGCUCCCAGGACGUUUCCGAGCACAAUUCAAAGGGUUGGUGCUGACCUUGAAAGCCCUAAAUGACUCAGUAGACCUGAAGGAGCGUCUCCACCCCGGACACCGGGGUCCCUCUCCCGAGGGCCUUCUGGCGGUUCCCUCCCUGCGAGAAGCGAGGUUACAGCGAACCAGGCAGAGGGCCUUCUUGGUGGUGGCGCCCUCCGAUCAGAUGUCAAGGAGAUAAACAACCAUCUGGCUUUUAGAAAACGUCUAAAGGCAGCCCUGUUUAGGGAAGCUUUUAAUGUUUGAUCCUUUACUGUGUUUUUAAUAUUUAUUGGGAGCUGGAGAAACCCAUCCAGAUGGGCGGGGUAUAUAUAAUAAAAUGAUUGCAGUAAUCAUUCCCUUAAAUUGGUCCUUUUCCUGGUGUUUCUAAGCAAAGGUUCAUCCCCUUACGAUACAGGAAACCGUGCUUUCCAUUGUAUUUUAAAAUGGGGUUUCAGAGUUGUUAGGGGUGUCUGAAUGUUUUACGUUGAUUUUCAAUUUCAUUGUUCUGUAUGGGGCAACGACAAUAAAGAUAUCGUUGUCGUUAAGUCCAUCUCUCUCCCUCUCUCGAACCUCCAGCACCAAGAGCAGCACUCUGAGGGACGGGGCGCCCUGAACGAGCCGCACCUCAUCUUUGUCUACGAGGACCAGCAAAUCCUGGAGGACGCGGCCGCCCUGGUGGGCUACUACGUCAAGCGCCAGCCCACCAUCCAAAAGGAGGACCAAGCCACCAUCUGGCAGAUCGUCCACCGCUUCGUCCCCGACCUCUUCUUCUCCCAGCCCCCCGGCCACGACCCCCCGCCCCCCGCCCCGGAAGAGGCGCCCGAGGCCGGCAAGGGCAGCCCCAAGCGGCCCCCCGCCCCUCCACCGGACGCCCGCGACUUGCGCAAAAGGGCUCCCCCGGCCGAGGACAAGCCGCUGCCCCCCUCCGCCACCGCCCCGGAGGCAGCCCACGAGCUGCGGAAAAGGACGCCCCCCGCCGACGAGAAGCCCCCCGCCCCGGAGGGCCACGAGCUGCGCAAAAGGAACCCCCCUGCGCUCGCCAGGGAGAAGGGCGGCGGCGGCGGCAGCUCGGAGGGUGCAGCAGCGGCUUCUCCCCCCGCCCUGGCUGCCCCUUCCUCUGCCCGGCCGCGCCGCUCUCUGGACAACGUCUACGCGCUGUUUUUCGCCAACAACAACUGGUACUUCUUCUUGCGGCUGCACCAGACACUCUGCUCUCGGCUGCUCAAGAUCUACCGGCAGGCGCAGAAGCAGCUCCUGGAGUUCCGGGCGGAGAAGGAGAGGGAGAAGCUGCUCUGCGACGGCCGCAAGGAGAGGGCCAACGACCCGGCCAUGGAACUGCGCCUCAAGCAGCCCAGUAAGCAGGGCGGCGGGGAAGGAGGGCGCAGGGAAGGAGGGCGCGGGGAAGGAGGUCUGCGUUCGGCCAGGGACCAGGGAGAAGGUGGGCUCUCAGAUUCCGGCACCCAGCGAGGCCAGGGAGGGGGAAAGGGGGUCACGGAGGAUGUGGGAAGUGGCCUCGCCGCUCGGCCCUCCUAGCUAGAGGCGGGCGGUAAUUGCGAUUGUCCGAAACUGGUGUGGCGCUCGCUCCCGUCACGCUGGUGGCAGCUGGAGAGCUGUGACGUGGCGCCGGCUAUGAUAAUAAUGAUAAGAUUUAGUCGCGUCCGCCUCUUUGUGACCCCCUGGACCAGAGCAUGCCAGGCCCUCCUGUCCUCCACUGCCUCCCGCAGUUUGGUCAGACUCAUGUUCGUAGCUUCGAGAACACUGUCCCACCAUCUCGUCCUCCGUCGUCCCCUUCUCCUUGUGCCCUCCAUCUUUCCCAGCAUCAGGGUCUUUUCCAGGGAGUCUUCUCUUCUCAUGAGGUGGCCAAAGUCUUGGAGCCUCAGCUUCAGGAUCUGUCCUUCCCAUGAGCACUCAGGGCUGAUUUCCUUCAGAAUGGAUGGGUUGGAUCUUCUUGCAGUCCAUGGGACUCUCAAGAGUCUCCUCCAGCACCAGAAUUCAAAACAUCCAUUCUUCGGUGAUCAGCCUUCUAAUGAUAAAAUAGCCUAAUGAUAAGAUAGGCUAGCUCCUUCGGUUCCUAUUUAUUCAUGAGGAUUAGAACCUUAGCUUGCCUUUAAGGGAAGAGCUGUCCCCAAGCAGUCAAGUGUCCUCUGUGCACAGAAGGUGCCAAUCUCCAGACACGGCUGGCAGUACAACCCUAAGUCUGAUCUGAUCCGAUCCGAGGCAGUCUUCUCCCGCUGCUCGAUGGCCACACUGCCUCCCCUACCCUCCAGUCUCAAGCAAUCGCAGAAUCCUAGAGUUGUAGAUUUGGACGGGACCCCCAACGAUCAUCUAUCCCAACCCCUCCGCAGGCGCAGAAUUCCUGACGGGUGGCUGGGGAAUAGGAGCCCCGGCGUGUUGAGACGCUGGCUGCCCCAUCUCAGCACCCCACAGAGGGGUUUUGUGUCUCGUGUGUGUGCGUUCUUGCCAGGCGAAGUGGAGCUGGAGGAGUACUACCCGGCCUUCCUGGACCUGGUGCGAAACCUGCUGGACGGAAACAUCGACCCCACCCAGUACGAGGACACCCUGCGGGAAAUGUUCACCAUCCAUGCCUACGUUGGCUUCACCAUGGACAAGCUGGUGCAGAACAUCGUCCGGCAGGUACCGGCCGCCUCCUGGGGGGGCGGUAGGGGGCACUGGUGUGCAGGGGGAGGCCCUGACCCCAAGGGGGUGCUGGACAGGAGUUGCGGGGGACAGAGGCCGGCUGCAGCAGGGCCCCCUGCCCUGCUCCACACGGAGGAAGGAAGACCCCAGUGUUUGGGGGGGCCUCUGCCUAGGACACGGGUGGCGCUGUGGGUUAAACCACAGAGCCUAGGACUUGCCGAUCAGAAGGUCGGCGGUUCGAAUCCCGGUGACGGGGUGAGCUCCCAUUGUUGCUCGGUCCCUGCUCCUGCCAACCUAGCAGUUCGAAAGCACAUCCAAGUGCAAGUAGAUAAAUAGGUACCGCUCUGGCGGGAAGGUAAACGCCGUUUCCAUGCGCUGCUCUGGUUCGCCAGAAGCGGCUCAGUCCUGCUGGCCACAUGACCCGGAAGCUGUACGCCGGCUCCCUCGGCCAGUAAAGCGAGAUGAGCGCCGCAACCCCAGAGUCGGCCACGACUGGACCUAAUGGUCAGGGGUCCCUUUACCCUUUACCUUGCCUAGGACUUUCAAAUCACAGAAUUGCAGUGUCCAAUUUUUCUGACAAAGGGUGUUUAAGGAGAGGACAGAAACCGCUGGGUUAAAAGCUGACCGGAAGCCCAGAGGUAGCGUUGUUAUCGAUUUACGCCGGGACGGAAGGUUCGCAGGCUAGGAAGGACUGGCUCACAGAUUUAUGGACAGCUGAUGGCCAGGAAGUGGAAGGGGCAAGCAGACGAUGAAAUAGAAGAAUGGUAUAAAGAGGUGUGGGAUAUAUAGCUAUUAAUGAUCUAUUAACAUGCGCUGUUAAGGUAAGGUGCGGAGCAUGCAGCAGAAAUGAUUUGAGGAGGUAUGGAGGGUGUUUGAAGAAUUUGCACUAAUAGUAAUAAUAAUACCUGAUAAUGGUCACUGAUUGUAUUACUUGGGCAGCCUGGAUAUUCUUUUGUGAUGGUUAAUACUUCAGUUCCUGAAUCCAGGUCACAGGCUCACCCUAUUCAUACACAAAUGCGCCUGUAAGACAGGAUUUGCAAGCAAUAAUAAUGAUGAUGAUGAUUUAUUAUUUAUACCCCGCCCAUCUGGCAAUGGGAAGGCUUUCCCCACUUGCAGAAGAAUAUUUGAGGUCAUUGGGAGAGUCCAAAUGGCUUCAGGAUUGCUCCCCUGUACUAUUCCGGGUGCAUGGUUCAUACGUUUAGAUAUGUGUACGUUUAAGAGGUUUUAUUCUGCAUUUGAGACCUUAAAAUCCUGACCACGUCCCCCUGGCUCCAGCUGCACCACCUGGUGAGCGACGACGUCUGCCUGAAGGUGGUGGAGCUCUACCUGGGCGAGCGGAAGCGAGGGGCGGCCGGCGGCAACCUGUCCUCCCAGUGCGUCCGGGCGGCCAAGGAGACCAGCUACCAGUGGAAGGCGGAGCGGUGCAUGGCGGACGAGAAUUGCUUCAAGGUGCGGCACCCUCCACCCUCUGCGGCUCGGCUUGCCCGGAAGUGGGGGGUCGGCCACGCUGGGGGUUUGGGGAGAGACCCCUUGAACGCUGCUUGUGGCCGGAGCCCAUGUGUGUGACCCCCUGCCUCGCCUCCCCGCAGGUGAUGUUCCUUCAGCGGAAGGACCAAGUGAUCAUGACCAUCGAACUGCUGGAUACGGAGGAGACCCAGACAGAAGACCCCCUGGAAGUCCAGGUGAUUCCCGGCCUCCCUAUCACGCGCGCCGUGAGAUUCCUCCCUGAUGGGGGUGCGGACCCCGCGGCCGGUUGCGUCUGUCUGCAGGCAUCGCGUCCCAAUGGGUGGGCCGCAAACCACAGCCAGCCUCCCUUGCACUUCUCUGCUGCUCUUGGGAAGACCGAAAACAACAAGGAGAACAAUUUUAUUAUUUAUACCCCACCCAUCUGGCUGGGUUGGGCCCGGUUUAGCUUGGCAGCUGCAAUCUCUGGUUUUGUAUUACAGCCGCAAGCCCUGGUUUAGUGUGGCAGCUGCAAUCCCUGGUUUAGUGGCAGCCGCAAUCCCUGGUUUAGUGUGGCAGCCGUAAUCCCUGGUUUAGUGGCAGCCGCAAGCCCUGGUUUAGUGUGGCAGCCGCAAGCCCUGGUUUAGUGUGGCAGCUGCAAUCUCUGGUUUUGUAUUACAGCCGCAAGCCCUGGUUUAGUGUGGCAGCCGUAAUCCCUGGUUUAGUGUGGCAGCCGCAAGCCCUGGUUUAGUGGCAGCCGUAAUCCCUGGUUUAGUGUGGCAGCCGCAAGCCCUGGUUUAGUGGCAGCCGUAAUCCCUGGUUUAGUGUGGCAGCCGCAAGCCCUGGUUUAGUGUGGCAGCCGCAAUCCCUGGUUUAGUGGCAGCCGUAAUCCCUGGUUUAGUGUGGCAGCCGCAAGCCCUGGUUUUGCAUUAUAGCUGCAAGCCCCAGUUUAGCGUGGCAGCCGCUACAGCCCCACAGGUCUCCAGCUCGUGCCCCCACCCCCAAACCUCUGAGUGUCGCUCUCCCCUUUGCUUCCUGCCUUUUCCUCUCUCCUCCAGCACUUGGCCAACUACGUUGAGCAGUACGUGGGGGUGGAGGGGACCCUCAGCGGCCAGAACGAAGGCUUCCUCCUAAAACCCGUCUUUCUGCAGAGGUGAGGGACCCUCCGGCGCACGAGGGGGGCGGGUCUCGCUCCCACCUCCAGAGCAGGGAUUUGGGGUGGGCAAAGAUGGCACCCCUCACUCCCUCCUGCCUCUCUCCUGCCCCCCAGGAACCUGAAGCAGUUCCGGCGCUGGCAGUGCGCCCAGGUGCAGGCCGCCCGAGACAAGGCCCGGGGCUCCUGGAAGCAGCUGGUGGGGGUGGAAAGCGCCUGCAACGUGGACUGCAAGUUCAAGCUCAACACGCACCGAAUGCUCUUCGUCAUGAAUGCGGAGGAUUACAUGUACCGGCGGGGGGCCCUGGGCCGCGCCAGGCAGGUGGGUCUCAAGGGGGGCUAUUUCCAUUUACCUUUACAGUCUCAACUAGGGCAGGGCCUUUUCAGUACUGGCCCCGACUUGGUGGAACGCUCUGUCCCAAGAGACCAGGGCCCUGCGGGACUUGACAUCUUUCCGCAGGGCCUGCAAGACAGAGCUGUUCCGCCUGGCCUUUGGUUUGGACUCAGUCUGACCCUUGUGUUUCCCUCCCCUUACGGUCUUGAUCUAUGGGCUACUAUUAAAAUGAGGCUGCGUUUUAAAUUUUAACCCGUAUUUUAAAUUGGUCUCCCCCCCCCUUAUGUUUUUACUGUAAUUUAACUGGUGUGAGCUGCCCUGAGCCCGGCUCUGGCCAGGGAGGGCGGGGUAUAAAUACAAAAUUAUUAUUGUUAUUUACCUUGGCUCCCGAACAAAUCGGCUCCCAAACGCCGAAAACCAGGAAGGCAGCGUUCCGGUUUAAGAACGCUUUUCGGAAGCCGAACGUCCGACGCGGCUUCCGGUUGGGUACAGCCAAUCGGAAGCCGUGCCUCGGUUGCCGAACCGUUCCGGAAGCUGAACGGACUCCCGGAACGGAUUACGUCCGACAACCUCUGUAUAAAAUUUACAUGCAGGUCUUUGGGUAUUAUUAUUAAGUUUAUAUACCGCCCUAUACCUGGAAGUCUCAGGGCAGUUCACAGAAAAGACCACAACCUAUAUAACGGGUCAGCAAACCUUUUCAGCAGGGGGCCGGUCCACUGUCCCUCAGACCUUGUGGGGGGCCGGACGUUUGGAAAAUGUCCCAAACCGCUGUAAAUACCUGGUGAUAGCAUCCCACGGGCGGGGAGCCACCACAGAAAAGGCCCUGUUCUGGACCUCUGGAGAAAAGGUACAAAGAGGAGAAGGACCUCGGGUGGUGAGCUCAGAUCCAGCUCCCCGGCUCCAGGGGGCCGAUUUCCGCCGGUGACCCUCCCUCCCUCUCUCUCUCUCUGGCCAGGCGCAGCCGUCGGUCUUGCUGCGCUACCACCGGCGCUUUGAGGCCUGGCACCUGGGCUGGCUGAGCCGGCACGCCGGGCGCGAGGCGUCGGAGCUGGUCCAGGACUGGCUGAUGGGCGACGACGACGAGGACCUGCUGCCCUGCAAGACCACCUGCGAGACGGUCAGCGUCCACGGCGUCCCGGUCAACCGCUACCGCGUCCAGUACAGCCGCCAGCCGGCCUCCCCCUGAACCUCUUCCCUCCUUCCUUCCCUCUGGCCGGCGGGGGGGCAGCCAGCCCACCCCUGGUAUUUAUCCGACCAGCUUUGCGGGGGGCAAGUGUCGUUUUCUCCGUUUGGUUUGUGACUUUGGGGGACGGGGGGCGGUUCGUUUGGGGCGCCCUCCCUGCGUGGCACGGGACGGACGGACGGGUCUUUCCAGAGCUCUCCAGGCCUCGGACUGCUUUGUUUUGGCCCAGGAGAGGGGGGCAAGGAUGUGAACGGCAAGGAGGGACCCAGGAGACUGUUUUGGGUGCCCUCCCCACGUGACACUGGGGGGGGUGCGGGGGUUUGGCAAUGCCCAGAGCUCUCCAGGCCUCGGACUGCUUUGUUUUGGCCGGAGAUGGCAAGGAGAGACCCAGGAGAGAAAACUCGGAGCCCCCACCGCCACCGCCAGGCCUUUCUCCCGACCCCCCCAGCCCCAUCGGUCACUGUACGGUGAGCACUUCCUAUCGCCCAAACGCGAGGCCUUGUGAGAAGCAAAGGGGGCUUUCCUUUCUACGCCCCCCCUUCCCACCCCACGGACUGCGUGGCCUUUUUGGUGCAAAAAAAAAAAGUGUCCUCUUGUGUGCGUCUGGUGGCUUGGGGGGGCGCGGGUGGCCGAGCCCACCUGGAAGGGGGGGGUCGUCUCCCGCCGUGGGCACUUUGUGGACCAUCCCGGCUGUGGGUUUUUAUGGGGGGGGGGGGACAAGAUCAAGGGGCUUCUCCUCCUCCCACCACCUCCAAGACGCUCCAGGGGUUUAUUUCUUGGGGUCCCAAAGUGGGGGGAGGCCAUUGCCCUGAGUGGUUUCUUUGGGGGGGGGCUUGGUUUCUCCGUUUCCUUUGCGAGAUAAUCUGGGGGGGGACGGGACUCUGUUGUCCUUUUAUUUCUCUCUCUCUCUGCUCCCCCCCUCCAAAUUUGGCAACAAAAGACACACUUGUGCGUGUGGUUUUUGGGGGUCUGCCCCUCCUCUCCCCUCUCUCCCUCCAAUCACUGCCAAGGAAUGGAAAACACCCCCCCAAGGAAAUUGAUUGGUUCAAACCUCCCCUCCAAAAAAUACCAGACCCCCCUUCACCCUCCUUGGACUCCAGGAAGGCUCUCCCCCCAAUCCCCAUAUCUCCCCCCCAUACCUGCUAUUCUCCCAAGCGGGGGGCGGGGGGGACCGACUGUGCCAAAAUCUCUCUUAACGAAACGAUGACUUAAAUGGUAGCUUUGUGGCUUAACGUGUCGUUUUUCUUUUCUUUCUUUUUUUAAUUGGGGGGCCAUUGUGAGGUUUGUAGGGGGGCGAGAAACCCUCCUCUACCCAGCUCCCCCCCCCCACUCUUCCUACUGGCCAUAUUUCUUCAUCCCAUUGUUUUUAAAAAUAAAUAAAUAAACCCAAUUUAAUUUAUAAUCUGGGCGGGCAAAGCGUCCAUCUCUCCGGGGGGGGGGGGGCGUCAGCAAGGCAACGGGGGGGGGGGCUUCCGGAAGCCGGGAAAGAUCUGUCCGUAGCAGAGAACGCGAGAGACAAUGCUUCUGGGGUUUUUUCCUUCUAAAUUUCAAUUUUUAUUUCAUCUCCGAAGGAUCUCUCUUCCUUCUCUUCUUCCUCUAUCCCACCCCCCCACCGCACCCCCCCCCGGCUUCCUCCCGCCUUUGUAUUUGCUUUUGCCAACUCUUUGA
This is a messenger RNA of Podarcis lilfordi (Lilford's wall lizard), 23039 nucleotides long. Lineage: Eukaryota; Metazoa; Chordata; Lepidosauria; Squamata; Lacertidae. The record is from the annotation of a GenBank genome assembly.